Pocillopora verrucosa is the source of this 1185-nucleotide messenger RNA. The record is from RefSeq and is a predicted model, not a curated record. Lineage: Eukaryota; Metazoa; Cnidaria; Anthozoa; Scleractinia; Pocilloporidae.
AUGUCACCGUCUGAAAAGGAACGUAUUCACACGCCAGUGAAGAAUUAUUUACAAGAUAAAGAGCUGGGGAAAUAUGCAACUGGUUUCGUUGAAAAUGGAUAUGAACUCAUGAUGGAUUUAGCUGGAUUACAAGAGGAAGAUCUCAAAGAAGUUGGUGUAGAGGAAGCGGAUACUGAAAAGCUCCUGCAACACAUAAAGAAAAUUCCUCUGGUUAAGAUCAGUGACGACAUUCCAGGAAACGUUAGAGACUGGUUAGUAGAGUACCGUCUUGAAGAAUAUUGGCACAUGUUUGAAUCAAAAGCAUGUACAGAUCCAGAGGCUCUUCAAGAUUUAAAAAUGAAGAGCGAAAGGAACCCGAGGCAAUACUUGAAAGAAAAAUUUGAAAUCGAAAAACCAGGCCAUUUAAAGAGGCUUAUUGAGGCUCUUCACAGUUUACUUCCUUCUCCUGAGAUGAAGAAAAUCAGCUUCACAAGUUGUGAGUUGGACAGAGUUCCUUUUGUCGAAUGGGAAGAUUAUGAUGAAAUGAGGAAGGAAAACAUCUACUGGGAAGGUUUACUUCCAAUAUGCCUUACUCCGGAUGACAAGUCCUAUGAGUCAACCACUUUUGGCCAAAAAAAACUCCGGAACCUUAGGAUGACAGUUCUGUGGGUUUUCGGUGUAAGCAACACUUUGUGGAUAAUACUAGUAUUGACUCUGUUUGUUCAUAGAGACCAGGAGAAUUUAGGUUUAGAUCUCAUCAGUUUUCUUAUUGUCUGUGGAGGCAUAUUCUUGGUGCAGUUUUUAGCCCUCCUGUGCCAUCGCGUCCAGACAUUGGUUUUUUUUUUGUCACGUACACCUUGGACUGGAAAUAAUAGAGAAGAUGAGAAAAAAUAAAAGGAAACAUGGAAAAAUGAUAUUAGAUGGAGGAAAAAUAGGAAAGAGGGUUUUAUAUCCCAUGCUUAAUUUCUUGGUUGUUAUUUAUUUCAAGAAAAUUGACUUAACAAGCUGUGCGGUACAGGAGAAGGUCGUUUCCCAUUAACUUCAAUUGUCAUUGUAUUUAGGCACUGAUUAGCCAUACGCUUGAUAUAAAAAGUCAACUAGCACACAGUAGAUAGUAUUUGUGCUGUAGAUUCAGAAACUUAUUUGCACAAUUGAGGCAGUUUGAGAAUGAAAGUCCAAUAUCAUUUCAUAAAUCCGCAGGUUAAU